Molecule: messenger RNA, 720 nt
Organism: Amaranthus tricolor (Joseph's coat)
Lineage: Eukaryota; Viridiplantae; Streptophyta; Magnoliopsida; Caryophyllales; Amaranthaceae
Product: prefoldin subunit 4
Exons: 3
Coding region: 150-530 (126 amino acids)
Biological process (GO): protein folding
Cellular component (GO): cytoplasm; prefoldin complex
Source: RefSeq, a predicted model, not a curated record
UUUGUCAACAUAUACAAUCAUUAAAUAUACUUAAAAAACUUUUACAAAAACCGGCGAAAUAGACCCAAAAGACGGUGACAAAUAACCUCGCCUUAUUCAGCAUCUCCGUUUUUCAGAGUAAAUCUAUCUUCCUCCAAUCUUCCAAAAACAUGCAACAGGGUUCAGGAUCAGAGACUCAAGUCACUUGGGAAGAUCAGCAAAACAUCAACAAGUUUAGUAAACUCAAUAAUCGAUUUCACGAGCUUGAAGAUGAGAUUAAAUUCACUAAAGAAAAGUGUGAUAAUUUAGAGGAUGCAAGUAACGAGCUGAUCUUGACUGACGAGGAGAUAGUGCGGUUUCAAAUAGGUGAGGUAUUUGCUCAUGUGCCAAAGGAUGAAGUAGAAACUCGUCUAGAGGAGAUGAAAGAAGCGACUGUCAAAAAUUUGGAGAAACUGGAAGAUGAAAAGAAGUCCAUAGUUUCACAAAUGGCUGAAUUGAAGAAAAUCUUGUAUGGCAAGUUUGGGGACUCCAUCAAUCUAGAAGAAGAUUGAAGAAUAAGAUUUUGUUAACUUUUUUCCUCCCUUCAUUGGAUUAUAAGCUUGCAAACUUUAACAAGCAACUAUAAGAGAUUUCACCCUGAAUUGUUGUACAAUUAUAUGAUUAUUGAGCUUUGUUGCUUUUUUCCCUGGAUUUUGAAGCACAAAUUUGCUUAUCGGAAGUGGUACAUUUGAGUGUUCUGAA